CCUUCUUACAUUGUCCAUCUUAUACUAAACCCUCUCCCCUUCCUCAGCUCCUCCUCAUUUCAUGCUCCAUGCUUCCUCUUCUCACCAUUCUCCUUCUCCUCCUCUACCAUGGCCUUGAAGAGGAUUUCCCAUCUACUCUUUGUUCUUCUCUGGCUUUCUAUCCUCUUGUUAUUUCUUCAUGAAUACUACAAUGUCAAGCCCAGAAGCAUAAGCUACUACUCAUCAUCAUCAGUCUCUCGCCAACCUCCCAUCAGCAGAAAGGUUCUCUCCAGCAAAUUUGACUUCACCCCAUUCCAGAAACAGCGCCACCGCCACCGCCACCACCACAGCCACCGCCACGGCCGCUCACCGAACAUGCAGGUGCAACCGGAGCCAGCUGGAACCGAGAUCGACCCGCGUUACGGCGUCGAGAAGCGGCUCGUCCCGACUGGCCCCAACCCAUUGCACCAUUGAAGAAGAAGGAUAUACAUGAUGGGAGGUGGAAGAAAAUUUGAAAAUGGUUAGUGAGAGAGGUUUCAUAUUUACUUGUAUGAUUACAUUUCUUUUUCUUCUUCUGUCCAAGAAACCUUUAUUCAUAUCAUAUGGAUCAUAUAUGUGGUAUGAUCUUGUGAGUGUGAGCUUGUAAAUGAAUAUUGUUUCCAUAACAAAGAAAAAUUAAGGAGGGGAAUAUAUCGGAUUUCAGGCUUUAAUUAAUUAA
Molecule: messenger RNA, 697 nt
Organism: Vitis vinifera (wine grape)
Lineage: Eukaryota; Viridiplantae; Streptophyta; Magnoliopsida; Vitales; Vitaceae
Product: CLAVATA3/ESR (CLE)-related protein 12
Exons: 1
Coding region: 109-453 (114 amino acids)
Source: RefSeq, a predicted model, not a curated record